Messenger RNA from Oppiella nova, 2657 nucleotides. The record is from the annotation of a GenBank genome assembly. NCBI's taxonomy places the organism in Eukaryota, Metazoa, Arthropoda, Arachnida, Sarcoptiformes, Oppiidae.
CACAAACCAGUGAAUAGAGUGGAUGUGGUGUUCAAUGCGUUCAACAACACACUGACUGUCUGUAUGUCAGACACAAAAUGUCGACAAAAACACUGAAUCAAGAGAUCGAGAAUAUCGACUCGGAUUUGUCAGAGCUCUCCAAACUGGAGCUCUUGUGCGAGAGGGACACCGUUCGCACCCAAUUGGCCACUGAAGUCAAUCGACUCACACUCCGGAGGAAUAAGUUGGUAAAGCAGUUGACGGACUCGUCGGAUGUCGGCUCGCAGGACAGGCCGUCCACCGAUGACGAGGACAAGGAUGACCUCAGCGGCGAUCUCUCGUCAGGGAUCAGCAAAUUAAUGGAUGGCAACUCUGAACAGUCGGACGACGAGCUCAAAGACAAGUCGCUGCUGUUGUCGCCGAACGUCUCGCUGUCGCCGUCGAGUGUCAAAGAGGAGGGCUAUGGCAGCGAAGAGAAGUCAGAGCACACGCCCUCCUCCACCACCUCUCACCAGACGUUCUCCCGGUUCUCGAGGGGCUCCGGGAGGCUGUCGAUGGCCGGCAAUCAGCUGGACGUGUGGGUGGAGGCGGCCGACCGUCAGCUGACGCGCAGUAUUAACCGCAAGGAGAAGAGCGCCGCCGCCAAAGAGGUGUACAAACACUACAACUCGUUGCCGAAGCACAUGAACUACGGCUCCUCCGGUGGCAAAGCGGGCCACCGCUUGCCGCUGUCCUCAUCCGUGUCCAGCGAUGACGCCCUCCGACACCGAGACGACGACCGCCACAACAAUAACCACCACAACAACGGCGACGACACCAAGACGUCUGUGAUAGUAGUGUUGGCCAAAGAGUCGGGUCCUCUCGGCAUUCACGUGGUGUCCGAGAAUGGGGACGAAGUGGGCUAUUGUAACGGACUGCUCGUGCAGGGCAUCGAACCGGGCGGUCGUAUCGAUCGGGACGGGCGGCUACACGUGGGCGACGCCAUCGUCGAGAUCAACGGCCAGAGCAUACUGGAGGCCGACUUCGAGAGCGCCCAACGCAUCUUCCGGAGCGCUCUGCAAACGGACGAAAUCGCACUCAGAUUAAUGAAAUACAAUCAAAACGCAGGCAAUAAUCAAACCGUAGCGUCCAGUUCCCCGCGGAGGCCGUGCCCGCCGCCGGUGUUGCCAAAGCCGGCCACUGUUAUGCGACAACACGAACAGCUCCGGCUGGUCGAGGGUAUGGUGGAGGGCGAGGAGCGGGCCGUACAGCCGUGCAAAGUGGCGACCGUUACGUCCACGAAGAAGUUGACGCCGACCAUAGCCGGCGCCCAUAAGCCGGCCGUGAGUUCGGCGCUAUGUGUGGCCAACACGAGGAAAAUUGGCAAAAAAUAUCACAUCCAGCUUAAGAAGGGCGCCGACGGUCUCGGGUUCAGUAUUACGACGCGAGACAACCCGACGGGCGGCAACGUUCCCAUCUAUAUCAAGAACAUUCUGUCCAACGGGGCGGCCGUAGAGGACGGGCGGCUCAAGACGGGCGACCGUCUGCUGGAGGUGUGUGGCAUCGAAAUGACCGGCAAAUCGCAGUCGGAAGCCGUGAAUAUCCUGCGAACGCUUCCGUUGGGGACGAGCGUCGAUCUGAUUGUGUCGCGCCAGGAGGUGGACGCCUCCCCCUCCCCGAUGAUGCCGCGGCGCCUGCCGCCCGAGAAGUCCGCCGACACGGCCGGCAAUGAGCGCGAAGUAUUGACUUUUGAGAUACCGCUCAACGAUACGGGCUCUGCGGGUCUCGGCGUCAGUAUGAAAGGCAAGACGACGACGGCUACCGGCGUUCACUCGGAUUUAGGCAUUUUUGUGAAGUCCGUCAUUCACGGGGGCGCCGCCUCUAAGGACGGGAGGCUUAAGACGAACGAUCAGUUGAUUAACAUUAACGGCAUUCCGCUGUUGGGUAUGUCUAACAGUCAGGCGAUGGAGACGCUGAGAAGGGCUAUGAUUCUGACGACGGCCGAGAAUACAGUGAUUUAUAGGCCCAAAAAUGACGGCCAGGUGUCGAGCAGUAGUAGUAAUAGUAAAGUGUCUCAAAGUGUGUCUUCGCCGACGGAGAAGUCGCCGCCAAAAACGCCAACAAAUAGUCAGCCAACGAAUCGGACGUUUUUAAAGCAGUUUUAUUUGAGUGAAAAUCACGACUCGAACCGAAUCUACGAUAAGACACCAAAUGUUAUGAACAGAAGUGAUGUAAUCAUCGAAAGGGAUGAUUGCGUAGAGAAUGGCGCCAUUCAUAGGACAGGUGUUGGUGUCGGCGGCAGCGGCGGUGGUGAGAGAAGCGAGUCGAUGACGGAAUCGACACCACGUGAUAGUCAGUUAUCGUUGGCCGAAGACGACGAGGGUUUCCGGCGCGACGGCUUCGGGCGUCAGUCGAUGUCCGAGAAAAGGCACGCACAGCUCGACGCCAAGAGCACCGAUACCUAUCGGCGCAGUAAGAAAGCCAAAGAGGAAAAGGAGCGCCAACUCAGGGAACAGCAGCAAGAGAUGGCCCACAAGAGAGACCAAUCCGUCAAUGGAUACCAAACACAACAACCCGUGAAUACUGAGCCAAAGCAUGUCGUUCCCCACGAAUUAGCUGAAAGGGAAAGGAAUGGUGUGUUUAAGGGCUGUCGGGAAGCACCUAAACCUCGCAAUCAGUUGUUCUCCCCGGCGUGUUGU